Tarenaya hassleriana is the source of this 743-nucleotide messenger RNA. Its product is annotated as pectinesterase inhibitor 1-like. NCBI's taxonomy places the organism in Eukaryota, Viridiplantae, Streptophyta, Magnoliopsida, Brassicales, Cleomaceae. The record is from RefSeq and is a predicted model, not a curated record. Bases 32 to 583 code for a protein of 183 amino acids. The transcript has a single exon. Gene Ontology annotation, molecular function: pectinesterase inhibitor activity. Gene Ontology annotation, biological process: negative regulation of catalytic activity.
UUUUCAUACAAGUAAAAUAUAAGAUAAGAAUAUGGCUUCUAACUUCAAAAUCAAUUUUUUGAUGGUUUCUGUUGCAGUUUUUCUGCUUCUUAUUGCCUCUGCAUCCGCAAGAUUUUCCAUCAAAAUUUCGGAAUCCGAAAUCCAAACAAUCUGCUCAAAGGCAAAGAAUCCCGAGUUCUGCCAAACAUUCUUGAAAUCAAAACCCGAAACCGUACAAGCAGACCUUCCGGCCUUGGCCAAACUCACUGUCGAUUCCGCACGUAAGAGUGCUUCGAUGACUCUUGCGGAGAUCGAAUCACUUCUCCAACAAGCUUCUGAUCCUAAGUCAAAGGAGGUCUACACCUCAUGCUCCGAGAAUUAUGACAGUGCUACAACGAAUUUAGGUGAUGCCCUCAAAGCUUUGGUCGGAGGCGACCCAGGUACCGUGAACAUCAAAGUCUCGGCCGCAAUGACAGACGCAGAUACAUGCAAAAGAGAUUUGGUCGGUGUCUCACCCGAUCCAUCCUCGGUCGUGAAGGGAAUCGAAAACCUUGAGAAUGUGUCGAGCAUUGCUUUGGUCAUUUCCAACAUGUUGCCCAAAUAGAAUUCACCUAUUGAAUAUCUUUAAUAAAACCAUAAUUUAUCAUAUCAAAACAUAAUUCUCUUUUGAAUCAAAAAAGUGAAAGAGAAUAUACAACUGAUGGUGAAAUGAUCAACACAUUGAUUGCAUCAUAAAUUUGUAUAGCUCUCAAUGUGCCUAUGGC